Messenger RNA from Andrographis paniculata, 637 nucleotides. RefSeq lists its product as uncharacterized. Lineage: Eukaryota; Viridiplantae; Streptophyta; Magnoliopsida; Lamiales; Acanthaceae. The record is from RefSeq and is a predicted model, not a curated record. The transcript has a single exon. Bases 35 to 508 code for a protein of 157 amino acids.
UCAUUUCCAAUCAAAAUUUUAAAAAAUCCACAAUAUGUCUUCCUCCCUAUUCUCCUCUCCCUUUCUUCCUCAAAUUCCGACAAAAUCCACUCUUUCCAGAACCCAAAACUCCUCCGCCGCCGGCGGCGGCGGCGGCUCGGCAUCGACGUAUAAUCCAAUGAGAAUUUACGCGUCGAGACGAGAACCCCACAACGACUUCCGGAUGGUGGACGAGAACAUGAUCGUUCUCCGCCACCGAAUCCGGCAAGUGAAGGCGGCGGAGGCGGAGCCGGGGCGGGAGGCUCCGCCGGAAUGGAUGGAUUGGGAGAAGGAAAUGUACCGCGACGGCGCGUACGAAUCGAUGAUAUUCGAUGUCGUGGCGCGGCUACAGUCGUGUCUCGUCGAGACGAGGCCGAGCUUGGCGCUCGGAAUGGCGGCCGUCGUCGCGGUCGGAGUUCCGACGGCGACGGCGGCGGCGGUGGUCGGCUUGCUCCAAUUCUUGAUAGGAUUAGUUCAUCAUGGUAGUUAGAAAUGUGAUGGAAAUUUGAAUUAAUGUUUGAUUGAUUGUUUGAUAUUUUUAGUUUUUGGGAUUCUUUGAUUAGAUUUCAUUCUUUACUUGUGUAUUGUUGGACUAUGUUUAUAUACGUUCGCUUCUGAU